Molecule: messenger RNA, 2836 nt
Organism: Spodoptera frugiperda (fall armyworm)
Lineage: Eukaryota; Metazoa; Arthropoda; Insecta; Lepidoptera; Noctuidae
Product: odorant receptor 82a
Exons: 5
Coding region: 869-2083 (404 amino acids)
Biological process (GO): sensory perception of smell; detection of chemical stimulus involved in sensory perception of smell
Cellular component (GO): plasma membrane
Molecular function (GO): odorant binding; olfactory receptor activity
Source: RefSeq, a predicted model, not a curated record
GCUUGUUAACAUAACAAGAAAAAUAAUUAUCUUUUGCACUCUCUCUUAUAUUUAAAAAAGCUUAAUGAAAGUUAAUUGGAAAAACAACAGAAGAUAUUAAACAUGUUUUCUCUUAUAGACGAAACGUGACUUUCUGCUACACUCAGAGAUAUUUAAUGAUUAUUUAAACUAUUUCUUGGUAACGAUUUUGUACUGAAAAUAAUUUCUAAGGAAUGGCAUAAGUAGCCAUUAAAUGACUCUGAUAUUGAAGCAUUUCAUCAUUUGAACUUUAAACAAUUAGGCGACUAGUAAAAACGUACCAUAAAUUUGUUUUCAAUUUCUCCUUAAACGUUUAAACAGCCUUCUUGUAAGACAUUAGUCGAAUCAUAAGUAUUAUUUACAAUAAUUCUGUCUAAAUGUAAAUCUGUGUAAAUGUAAAUCUGUGUAAAUGUAAAUCUGUAUUUUAGGAUAAUAUAUCAAUUUAGGUUAGACACCAAUACUUAUAUUAUCCCGCUGUGUUUGCAAUCUUAAUGAUUAUUAGGUAAUUUUGAUCAUAACCCGCACAUUACAAACACAAUAAAAAUGUAAUAACUCCCAAAUGCGCGUAUUACUUUUAUUCUAGUACUUAAUUUAGUUAAUAAGGUCAAACUUAGUGGUAGACACUUGAUUUGAUCAGAAAAUUAUAUUUGCUUUGUACCUAAAUAACGACGGAACCCAACAAAAAGGGUUAAUUUGCGAACAAUUUACAGCACGGCUUUGUGCGAAGAAAUAAAAUGAAAUUGAACAUUCUAACCGAUUUGCUAAUUGGACAAUUGAAGAAAUUAACCCCUUGUAAAGCACAUUAUAGCACAUUUACGCUUUAACGUUUUCAGUGCUCACACAAAGAAGCAUGUUUCUAAAAAAGGUCAUAAAAUACACCAAGCGGUUAGAGGAUCCUAAAAAUCCUUUAUUGGGUCCAACUUUGAAGGGAUUGUAUUUAUUUGGCCUCUGGCAAACUGGGGGCAAAUUUCGAACGGUCGUUUACAAUUUGAUACAUCUAACAACAUUCUUUUUCGUAACAAGUCAAUUUGUCGAUCUUUAUUUCGUCAGGCACGAUAUUAAUAAAGUUUUGAACAAUAUGUCUCUUACUGUCCUCAGUGUUAUUUGUCUAGCAAAAUGUUUCUCCUACGUUUUUUGGCAGAGCGAAUGGAGGAAGCUCGCACAGUCCAUUUCUGAAGAAGAACUAAAAGAAAUAAAAAACGGAGAUCCUAUAAUCCUGAAGCAUAUGGAAGGCUAUACGAAGUAUACUAGGAUUAUAACAUACAUGUUUUGGACGAUGGUACUUAUAACAAAUUUCCUUUUAAUACUAACGCCCUUAUUGAAGUACGUAUCGUCGCAUUCUUACCGAGAAGAGAUAAGAAUGGGAACCGAACCGUUGCCACAGAUUCUGUGUUCUUGGUUUCCGUUUGAUAACGAAAGGAUGCCUGGAUAUUUGAUAAGCGUAAUUGUACACAUCAUUAUGGGAAGUCAAGGUUCUGGAGUGCUAGCUGUGUACGAUAUGAACGCUGUUGCUAUCAUGUCUUAUCUGAAAGGCCAGAUGAUUAUACUAAGGGAGAAAUGUAACAGCCUAUUUGACGAUGUAACUUCGACACAAGACGUGUUAGAUAGGAUCAAAGAGUGCCAUAGACAUCAUAAUGUCUUAUUGAAGCACUCUUCAGUUUUCAACUCUCUGCUAUCGCCCACCAUGUUUGUUUAUGUACUAAUGUGCUCCAUAACAAUUUGCGGUAGCGUGGUGCAAUUCAGUUCCAAAGAAGCUACUGCCUCGCAAAAGCUUUGGGUGUUUCAGUACACGUCUGGUUUAAUUUCACAACUGUUUUUGUACUGUUGGCAUAGCAAUGAAGUGACUCUUCAUAGUAAGCUUGUUGACAGAGGAAUCUACAGCAGUGAUUGGUGGAAGAGCAACGUGCGUGUGCGCAAACAACUCUUGCUAUUGGCUGGAAAACUAAAUCAUCCUCUGAUAUUAGAUGCUGGUCCAUACACUACGCUCUCUAUACCUACUUUUAUUGAAAUCAUGAAGGGCUCCUACAGUUUCUUCACUCUAUUCUCUCAAAUGCAAGAAAAUUGAAUUAACAAUACAAACAAUAUUUAUAUUUAAUUCAUUGAAACACACAAUUUAUUUAAUCUUAUUGAUGAAUACAUUUGCUUAUUUAAAUGCGAGGUGAACCGCUUAGCUAUCAGUUUAAAACAAUUAAUUCUUGUUUGUUAUUUUGUAAUUUCAUAUUCCCAAAUUUCGGGUCAACGUCACGUAGACUCGAGUAAAUAAAAUCUAAAUUGUAUUUAUAGAUAAACCACUGUAUGUAUUUAUAAAUAAAUUUGUUCGUACAAGCAAGUCAUUGUAAUAAAUGCAAGUGAAAACAACGAGUUUUUGAUCCCUUAGUCUCUGCAUGUUCAAUUAAAGGUGAUCUUAGUCGGAUCUUUGCGACAAAAUAAAUCUAUGCUAACAGAAUUCUGUCCUCACUUACGGCUAGACGUUUAUUCAUUAUUAUUGUACAGUAUAUAAUCAAACUAGCUUGUACCAGGGGCUUCGGCCGCGUUCCCGUGAGAUAAAAUCAAUUCAAACCCAAAUCAGCUCAUAUCCUGUCUGUAUACCAAAUUUCAUCAAAAUUCGUUCAGUAGUUUCAAUGUGAUUGACGGACAAAUAUCCAAACAAACUUAUUUGCACUUUUAUAAUAUUAUAGCGUGAUGAUUUUAAAAACCUUUAAGAAAAGAGCGCAAUACUUUGUCACCGUCCGCCAACGCACCUGUGACUCCUCUGGGACCUUAGUCUGCUAUUACAAUUGUGUCAGAAUGGUCGAUCACUGAUCAGUGCGAGAGGGAU